This is a messenger RNA of Paramecium primaurelia, 1395 nucleotides long. The record is from the annotation of a GenBank genome assembly. Lineage: Eukaryota; Ciliophora; Oligohymenophorea; Peniculida; Parameciidae.
AUGUAAUUAUCUUAUUACCAAAUAAAAGUAAAUGAAUGCAUAGAAAAUUUGAAAGAAGGAAUAGAGGUAUAUAUAUUAUUUUAUAAAUUUAAAUAGAACUCAUUUAAGAAAAUUGAUGGCAAACUUGAUGAACUUCUAAAUAAUGAGUUUAAUUAGAUUAAUAUAAUAGUAUCUUAAUAAUAAUAACAAUAACCAAAAUUCAAUUCUAAUAUAUUACUUAAAUUUUAAGAUGACAAUUUCCCAAAAUAAAUCUGUUAAGAAGUGACUUCUUUAAUCUAAAUUAAUAUUCAAAAUCAACUCUAAAAGAAAGAACAAUAAUAUCAAGAAAUAAUUAAACAAAAUCAAAUAAAAUAGGAAAAUUAAAUUAAAUAAAAGGAUUCUUAGAUUAAUUCAUAAACUAUUCAAUAAUCAUCAAAAUUUAUAUCUACUCAAUCGAAUCUCAAAUCAUUUAAUUAUUAAUUAAUUAAAGAAAAUUCAAUUUAAUAAGAUCAAUGGUGUAAUGCAAUAGCUGUUAAUAAAGAUUGCUCAAUAUUAGUUGCUGGAUGUGAUAAAUAAAUUAAAGUAUUUGAAUUCACACAAGAAAUCUUAAAAUAAGUUUAAAUAUUAAAUGAACAUGGAAAUUAUGUAUGUACUUUAAAUUUCAUGAAGAGAUCAGAUCAUUUUAUAUCUGGUAGUUAAGAUAAUUCAAUCAUAAUAUGGGCAAGAAAUCAAAAUAAUUCCUGGAUUUGUCAAUAGAAAUUGAAUGGACAUACAAGUAAUAUCUACUGUUUGUUAUUAAAUAAUAAUGAAGAUAUUAUUGUAUCUGGUAGUUAUGAUAAUACGAUUAAAUUCUGGUAUAAGUAAAAUGGAUGGUUGUGCUCUUAGACAAUUACAGAUCAUACUGAUCCUGUAUGGGGAUUAAGUUUCAAUAAAUAAUAGAAUAAAUUGAUAUCUUGUGGACAUGAUAAAUCUAUAUUAGUAAUUGAACAACCAGAAUUGAAUAAAUAAUGGAUUGUAAUAUAAAAGAUUAUAGUAGAAUAAUUUGGACAUAGAUUAUGCUUUAUUGAUAAUAAUACAUUCACAUUCUAUCCUUACAGUAGUAGCUACAUAAAUGUUUUUGAGAUCAAUAAUACUAAUAAAUAGUAUACCAAGACAAAAGAUAUACCUGUAAAAGGUAGUAUUGAUGAUUGUUUCUUUGCUUCAUUAUAUAUACAAUCAAAGUGUAUUCUUGUGAAUAAGAAUGGUUCAAAUGUAAGUUUAAUAAGGAAGAAAAAAAAUGGAGAGUUUAUAACUGAACAAUCUAUUGAAUUUGGAACUUAAUUUAUAUAUGGAUAUAUGACUGAUGAUGGACAAUAUUUGAUUACCUGGGAUUAUAAAUCAAAAGAAAUUCAAAUCAGAAAAUAUGAGGAGAAAUGA